This is a messenger RNA of Nymphaea colorata (pocket water lily), 1308 nucleotides long. RefSeq lists its product as uncharacterized. The record is from RefSeq and is a predicted model, not a curated record. Gene Ontology annotation, molecular function: 3'-5' exonuclease activity; RNA binding. The transcript has 10 exons. Gene Ontology annotation, biological process: nucleobase-containing compound metabolic process. Lineage: Eukaryota; Viridiplantae; Streptophyta; Magnoliopsida; Nymphaeales; Nymphaeaceae. The coding region runs from base 148 to 1173 and encodes 341 amino acids.
CAGUAGAUUCCAUUUUGCGCUUUUUGGUCCCCUUUCUGUACUCAGUGGCCUCUUCAUAUUUCAUUUCUUCCUUUUCCUGCGAGGGAGAGUGUGGACGAUGAGAAUUUGAGGAGGCAUAGGAGAAGAGAAGUUGGUCGAUCGAGAAAAAUGUCUUCCGGAGCUCCCUCCUCCGACCACCAUACUUGUAUCCCUCUUCCUGCAAAAUCUGGUAUCAGCAGUCCAAUCAAUGAGGCUGAUUUCCCACAAGCUCCCAUUUACAUAGUUACUCAUGCGUCUCAACUCCCUUCUGCGUUUUUGGAGCCCUGCGUGGAUAGUCAACUGAUCAUUGGCUUUGACUGUGAGGGUGCUGAUCUUUGUCGGACUGGUGCUCUUUGUGUCAUGCAGCUUGCAUUUAAAGAUGCUAUAUACUUGGUGGAUGCUAUUGAAGGAGGGGAGCUGCUUAUUCAAGCUUGUAAGCCUGCUCUUGAAUCAAGUUAUGUCAAAAAAGUUGUUCAUGACUGCAAACGGGAUAGUGAGGCACUGUAUUUUCAGUUUGGCAUUAAAUUGCAAAAUGUGAUGGAUACCCAGAUUGCCUAUACCCUGAUAGAGGAACAAGAAGGAAGGAAGCGGUCCCCUGAUGACUACAUUUCCUUUGUGAGCUUGCUUGCAGAUCCCCGCUAUUGUGGUAUAUCAUACCAUGAGAAACAAGAAGUGCGCAACCUUCUUCGAAAGGACCCUGCAUUCUGGAGUUACAGACCAUUAACAGAGAUGAUGAUCCGUGGUGCUGCUGAUGAUGUUCGUUUUCUUCUUUACAUCUAUCACAAGAUGAUGGAAAAGUUGAAUGAGCAAUCCUUAUGGCAGCUUGAAGUGCGUGGUGCUCUAUAUUGCCGUUGCUUCUGUAUCAGCGAUAAUGAUUUUGCAGAUUGGCCAGCUCUUCCUUCUAUUCCAGAUAACCUACUUACUGAGGGCAAUGUUCCUGAGGGCGAGAUUCUCUCUGUUAUAAGUGUACCUUUCGGCAAAAUGGGGCGGAUUAUUGGAAGACGAGGGGCAUCUAUUCUCUCUAUCAAACAGUGUUGCAAUGCGGAGAUUUUAAUUGGAGGUGACAAAGGGCCGCCAGACAAGAUUUUUGUGAUAGGGUCUGUGAAGGAGGUGCGGAAAGCAGAAGCCAUCAUUCGUGGCCGGAUGUUGGACUAAUGGCGAACUUAUAUUGCCCAAUCUGCUUUACUUGUGCAUGUUUUGACUAACUCAGGCUUGAUGUGUGGUUUCCCUCCAUGUAAGGCUACAUUCUACCCAUCAAUAGUGCAUUUGCACCAGGAUCAUUCUGCUACA